Pteropus alecto (black flying fox) is the source of this 482-nucleotide messenger RNA. Its product is annotated as histone H2A type 1. Gene Ontology annotation, molecular function: structural constituent of chromatin; DNA binding; protein heterodimerization activity. Lineage: Eukaryota; Metazoa; Chordata; Mammalia; Chiroptera; Pteropodidae. The record is from RefSeq and is a predicted model, not a curated record. Gene Ontology annotation, cellular component: nucleosome. The transcript has a single exon. Bases 34 to 426 code for a protein of 130 amino acids.
CAGACCUCACUCGGGCGAGCGGUUCCCUCUAUCAUGUCCGGACGCGGGAAGCAGGGCGGCAAGGCGCGCGCCAAGGCCAAGACGCGCUCGUCGCGGGCCGGGCUGCAGUUCCCCGUGGGCCGCGUGCACCGCCUGCUCCGCAAGGGCAACUACGCCGAGCGGGUGGGCGCCGGCGCGCCCGUGUACCUGGCGGCCGUGCUGGAGUACCUGACGGCCGAGAUCCUGGAGCUGGCGGGCAACGCGGCGCGCGACAACAAGAAGACGCGCAUCAUCCCGCGCCACCUGCAGCUGGCCAUCCGCAACGACGAGGAGCUCAACAAGCUGCUGGGCAAGGUCACGAUCGCGCAGGGCGGCGUGCUGCCCAACAUCCAGGCCGUGCUGCUGCCCAAGAAGACCGAGAGCCACCACAAGGCCAAGGGCAAGUAAACCCGCAGUGGAGAGCAACGCAUUCGAAACCAAAGGCUCUUUUCAGGGCCACUUAA